Myxocyprinus asiaticus (Chinese sucker) is the source of this 1481-nucleotide messenger RNA. Its product is annotated as leucine-rich repeat-containing protein 3B-like. Gene Ontology annotation, cellular component: plasma membrane. Bases 98 to 1162 code for a protein of 354 amino acids. The transcript is spliced from 2 exons. NCBI's taxonomy places the organism in Eukaryota, Metazoa, Chordata, Actinopteri, Cypriniformes, Catostomidae. The record is from RefSeq and is a predicted model, not a curated record. Gene Ontology annotation, molecular function: protein binding.
AGACAGACAGACACACACACACACACACACACACACACACACACGCAUUCCCCACCUGCGGCUGCUCCUCUAAUGACACUCAUACAGAACCUCCAGGAUGCAUCUACUGUUAGUUCUUACAUUUGUUCUAGAGGUUCAGUCGAGAAUCAUGAACCUCAACUUCACCAGCGACUGCACCUGCCAUAUUGAGCUCAAAUCCACUAACUGCACCAGCAGCAAUUACACCCAGCUGCCCAUGUACCUUCCACCAUUCACCGAACAACUGGACCUAUCCUUCAACCUCCUGAGUGCCAUUGAACCACAAGCUUUCCAGGCUACCCGAAGACUUCGCAUCCUACUUCUAAACAAUAAUGCGAUUAGCAAGCUAGCCAAUGGGGCGUUCUCUCUGCUGGAGGGUUUGUUGAGACUGGACUUGAGCCGAAACCGAAUCUCAACCCUGAGUGAAGGGUUUUCAUUGGGUCUUGGUUCCCUUCGAGAGCUCUCAUUGGCUGAGAACAGAUUGACAGUCUUGGACAGCAGCUGUUUUGUCCACUUGGACUUUUUGCAAAGGCUCAACCUGAGUCAUAACACCAUCAAGACAAUCAAGAUGAGGGCAUUUGGCUCCAUGAGUACCCUACGCCAGAUACAACUCGACUGGAACAAUAUAACGAUUCUGAAAAAUGGGAUCUUCUCCAUGCUUCGGAAUCUUGAAGUUCUGAAUUUACGACACAAUCAGAUUAACUGCUUGGACGUUGGAGUACUUUCACCUUUGACUAGUCUUGCCGUACUGGAUCUCACCAAUAACAAUCUGUCCUCGAUUCAAUUUAAGACCUUCUUGAGUCUCAACACCUAUAGCACACACAUAAUGCUCCAAGGUAACCCAUGGAAGUGUGAUUGCGAUCUGCAAAGAGUCUUCCGGAAGCUUAGUAACGUCAAACGGCUGUUCCUGGACGACUACGACAAUCUCACCUGCUUGAAUUUGGAUGAAAUUCAUGGUUACUACACGAUGGGCUUAGAUACGGAGCUCUGUGUCGCGGAAAUGGUGACCGUCCUUGUCAUUACGAUUACGGUGGUUAUCACUGUUGUGGCGGCCAUCGUUAUGGCGGAGAAGAAACGAAAGAAAAAGAAUAAAGAAAAGCACUGGACGGAGGUCAGCGAGUACUCUUGUGGAUCGCAGGAUUAAGCAGAUUUCUGAACAAAUUAUGAUAAUGUAAUUAAUCUACACAUACAGUGUUGUUAUAGAGUGAAUAAAAAAAGGACAUUAUCUUCCUCUGUAUUUCACAAUUUGUCUAUAAAUUUUGUAAAUUAAAAAAUGUAAAUUAUUAAACAGUUGCAUGUUAAGUUACAUGAGUCUGUCCUAGCAGGAGAGUUUUUGUAGGGUUUGUAAAAAGUUUGCAAUCAAAAUAAAGAAAUUAACUUGUUAUUUAAAAAAAAAACAAAUGUUAAUGAACUGUAUCAAUUAACCAAUUAUGUAAACAGGAUUUUAAAUAAACCAUUUUUCA